UCAACGGCUGCUCGGCGGGCUCAAGAUGGAGGAUCCGGGGGACACCACCUGUAAUAUUGUGAUCAGCACUGAACCUUCGCCUCACAGUAAGCCCAUCAUCUUUGACCCCAAUUUCUUUGUGGAAAAACUUCGUCAUGAGAAGCCAGAAGUCUUUCUGGAGCUAGUUGUGAGCAAUCUGACCCGUCUCAUUGACCUGCCUGGCACAGAAUUUGCACAGCUCAUUGGUGAUGAGGAACCCAAGUUACCUGUCAACGCCAGUUUCUUCCGCUCUUUCAACUUCCUGAAACGCAAAGAAAAGGGAGUUGUAUUUGGAGCUCCACUGACAGAAGAAGGGAUCGCUCAGGUUUAUCAGCUCAUUGAAUAUCUUUACAAAAAUCUCCAUGUAGAGGGCCUGUUUCGUGUUCCUGGAAAUAUUGUGCGACAGCAGUUCCUGAAGGAAGCUUUAAACAGUGGAGCAGACAUAGACCUGGAUUCUGGAGAAUUUCAUCCAAAUGAUGUAGCAACUCUGCUGAAAAUGUUCCUUGGGGAACUUCCAGAACCACUUCUCAGUCAUAGGCAUUACAAUGCUCAUCUCAAAAUAGCAGGUCUAAUGGUAUUUGAUACAAAGGGGAAAAAAGCCGUCCCUGACAAGGACCGUCGAAUUGAGGCUCUCCAGCUGCUCUUCCUGUUACUGCCCUUAGCCAGUCGAAACUUGUUGAAGCUUCUGUUGGACUUGUUGUACCACACGGCCAAACAACAGGAUAAGAACAAGAUGUCUGCCUUGAACUUGGCACUAAUGUUCGCCCCACACAUUCUCUGGCCCAGGAAUAUGGUUGCCGCUGACCUCCAGGAGAACAUCACCAAGCUAAAUAAUGGAGUGGCAUUUUUAAUUAAACAUUCUCAGAAGCUUUUUCGGGCACCAGCAUACAUUCGAGAACUUGCCAGGCUACAGUUCACAGGAUCAAAAACUGCUGUUUCCAAGGAUGACCUGGAUUUGUUGCCAGUUCCAGACUGCCCAGACUUGCUCUCUGUGAAGGGUGUGAAGCGGAGCCGGCUGCAGUCGGUCAGGAGACAUGAAGAAACGCAGCAGCGGACGGAGGAGGCUCUGAGGGAACUAUUUAAGCACGUCAGCAACAUGCCUGAUUCUGCCAAAAAGAAGAAACUCGUGAGACAGUUUAAUAAAAGCUCGGUUUUUGGAACUCCUGAAGGAUUUGCUUUGCCCAGAACCAAGAAACAUGUGCGCUCCCGGUCAUUUGGAGGCCUUAUUAAGCGUAAAGUUUUAGGCGGUCACUAUGUGACAGAGAGAAAGAGCAGAAUCCUGAUGCCUGAUGUGGUGACUCCGAGCUGUGAACACCCAAGGGAGCAGGGGAAGGAGAACCUGGAUCAGAAGCCCAUGGAGCUGUCGUCUCUGCACUUCAGUCGCAUCCGAUCAAAGUCGACAGAUGAGAUCCUCAGUGAGAGGAAGGAAGCCCACAGAGGGACUCGAAUGAUCGUAACACAGGAGUCAGCCAUCUAGCCUCAGUGUUUUGCUGACUUGAAGCUGUGGAGAUCUGCCUGAGCAUCAGGACAACCACUAAUAGGAAGUGAAAUGUUGGGUGUUUACAAUGACUUUAUAGCAUGAAUUCCCUGUGGACACAAGUUAAAUUUUGUACAGUCUGGGAUCAAACUGGCUUGAUGAAUGUCAUGGGACAAUGGAUCGCUGGUUAAAAGGCUCAUCUCCUGUGAUGAGCUUGGAUAUGUGGAUUUAAAGGGCUUGGGUGUGAGGAGAGUGUGACAGAGGUAAGUUGCAGAAAGGUGGUAAGUGACUGAAAAUGAGCCUGCUGGUUUGAAAUUAAUUUUUUUUAGAACAUUUUAAUAAUUGGCUGUCAUUACAUUAAAUGCUGUCUGUCCACAAUGUUCCAACACCUUUCACAGGUCUUUGUACUGAAAAACAUGGAACCAAAAACCUGUUAAGGCUCAUCAAAGUGAGGGUUGGAUCUCAAGGCAGUGGGAUGGGGUCAUGAAUCUGGCAGUGUUGGGAAGAGAAUCAAGGAUUGUCACAAAGGGUCAGGAUUUCAGCCAAAGGUCGGGGCAACCUGGGGCCUGCAGAUGCAGACACUGCCCCAGCAGACCACUGACUAACGUGUCAUUAGUUUGAUGACCUUUAUUUUGUGUUAUGGGAGAUCUCACCCAUCCUGCCAGUCGGCCCAAAGAGGUGUGCUGGUAAUGGUUUAACCCAGAGACCUCUGCCUGUCCAUGGGGAACUGUAAAUGAGAAAUAUUGAUCUUUUAAGUUGGCAGGAGAGUUUAGUGUCUGUUGGUGUGAGGAAGAGGAGGCAAUGAGUUUGUGGGAGGAGGUCAUGAUGGUCAAGGGAGAGUAGUGGAAAGUAUAAACUGGUAGAACUCCAUUUGUAAAAUACUUGCCUAAUUUCUACUGAAUCAAGAUGUCCUUUCUCAGUGUGCUGGACUGGCAUUUAUCUUAUCUUAUUAAGUGCUUUGAGUAUUCUAUACUAAUGUCAUUUUAAACCUGUCAGUGAUGUUUGCUGGCUGCCAGUCAGUGCACAGGAAGAGGAUGAACCUUGGACUUGUAAACAGGGAGACCAGGCUCCUGGUUUGUUAACCCCCCCCCCCCCCCCCCCCCCCCAAUAUCACAUCAGUCUUGGCCAGGAGUAAGGAUGCUUGCUUUUGAUAUCUUGGCUGAGAUAUGAUGGGCUCACAUUUUUCAGUUAAAUUGCACUGAACAAUGCAUGGGUGUUAAACCCUAUAGUUGAGGGCUGUGUGUUUAGUCUAAAGCGGGUGCCUUUCCCCAAUGAACUGGCACCACUUCAAUUCCAAUAUGUGAUUGUGUGAAUUGGCUCUGAAAUAAUGUGAACCCUUUAUACUGUGAGUGGCUACUGCCUUCAAACUUUUAACAUUCUUGUGCUUGUAUUUAUGUUACAUAUAAUAUAAAUGUUUGUUAUAUUUUUGUGUUACACAGACAAUAAGCCAUAAAUGGAUAAGAUGAAAAAUUCCAACACAAGGUUGUAAAUCUUUAGCGUUCUCUACCUCAAGGCUGAGUUGUUCAGUCUGACACAGGGCUCC
Messenger RNA from Pristis pectinata (smalltooth sawfish), 3038 nucleotides. It is a transcript of the gene arhgap19, whose product is annotated as Rho GTPase activating protein 19. The record is from RefSeq and is a predicted model, not a curated record. The transcript has 12 exons. Gene Ontology annotation, cellular component: cytoplasm. Bases 26 to 1495 code for a protein of 489 amino acids. Gene Ontology annotation, biological process: signal transduction; regulation of small GTPase mediated signal transduction. NCBI's taxonomy places the organism in Eukaryota, Metazoa, Chordata, Chondrichthyes, Rhinopristiformes, Pristidae. Gene Ontology annotation, molecular function: GTPase activator activity.